AUGUAUGAAUUAAAGAUUUUUGUUUGGGAUCUCAAUUUUGAUAGUCAUGUGGCCACUUUACAUUUUGCCAUUACGGUUGAAUCUCGUAAUCAAGCGGAAAAUGAUAAGGAAGCCCUAAGGAAUGAUUUGGCUGACCUUGGAAAAUAUCUUGAUGAUAUUGGUAGUGGUAUAACCGAUUCCAAUAAAAAUGUUGCGCAAUUGGUCACUCAGUUGAUCGUAAUGAAUAGUACGAUGGAACAUUUACACGCGGAACAAAUCAAAAAUAAUAAUACGGAAAGUCAAGGUAAAAUUGAUAAUAUAUUUAAAGAGGAACGACUUCCAUUAAAUGAUUAUAAACCGACAGAUGAUGUUCGUGCUUCGCCUCGUCCUUCCAUUAACCGUAACCAUCCGCGUGUUAAUAGCACUGAUACUUUUGCACUCACCCCACAAGAUGAAAGAAUGUUUAAUGCUGGUAGUUUAUAUCAUAUGGGCGUUUUAAUAGAACGAAAUAGAGAAUUAGGUGAAUAUUAUAUGAAAUUGGCUGCUUAUAAACAGCAUCAACCUGCAAUCGAUUUUUGUAAAAAAUGUAAUAUUCCUUUGUGA
This is a messenger RNA of Funneliformis mosseae, 582 nucleotides long. NCBI's taxonomy places the organism in Eukaryota, Fungi, Glomeromycota, Glomeromycetes, Glomerales, Glomeraceae. The record is from the annotation of a GenBank genome assembly.